This is a messenger RNA of Plasmodium vivax (malaria parasite P. vivax), 798 nucleotides long. RefSeq lists its product as hypothetical. Bases 1 to 798 code for a protein of 265 amino acids. The record is from RefSeq and is a predicted model, not a curated record. NCBI's taxonomy places the organism in Eukaryota, Apicomplexa, Aconoidasida, Haemosporida, Plasmodiidae. The transcript has a single exon.
AUGAAAAAAAUGAAAAGACAACAAAAAAAGAUGAACCGAAGAAUGGAUGUCCAGGACAUGGGAGAUGAAGAGAUAAUCAGUGAGAGACGUCCCAAGAAGAAAAAGGCGAGGAAAGACGGCGACGACACGCCCAGGGUUACUUACAUAUCGGAGGAUGAGCAUGAUGAGCAUGAUGAGCAUGAUGAGCAUGAUGAGCACGACUGGCACGACGAUCAUGGUGAACAUGACGAGCACAGCCACGGGGGCCACCACAGCGAGGACGCGGAGGACGGCUUCGUCGACGAAUACGCGUUGAGAAAAAACAGCAAAAGGGGAAAAAAGGGAAAAGGAAAAGGGAGACGCACAAAAGAGCCAAACAAAAGCGAAAAAAAGAGCUCACUAAAAGGGGCGAAAAAAAAAAAAGGACGAGGCAGUUAUACGGAUGACCUGGCGGAGCACGAAACCACUUGGGAAAAUAAAAAAAGAAGACGAUCAGCAGAAGGUGACAAUCAUGACGAGCAGGAGGACGACGAGGAGUAUGAACCCAAAAGGAAAGUCCCGCGCAAAGACAUGGACGACGAUUACGAACACAACACGGAUUAUGAAAAAUCGCUGAAAAACAAAAGCACAGGAAAAAAAAAAAAAAAUCACCACGAUGACAGCAGCACGGGAGACGAAAUAGAAGAAAAAAAACACGAGUUGCAGGAGCUCAACGAGGUGGUCAGUGAGCUGUCCUCCAAAAAGGAUCUCCUCCAAAAUGCAGAAGACCACAUGGAGGAGUUGCUGAAGACGAUUCACUCGCUCGAGACGAAGAAGUAG